AUGAGCCCUCAUUACUACUACCAUUUCGUAAUUCUUCUACUUGUUUUUGCUACAACUUUGUUGAUGCUGUUACUGAAACACAAAGCAAGAGAAGGAAGAUGCAAAUAUCCACCAGGUCCGCCAAGUAUUCCUUUAAUUGGAAACUUGCACCAGCUAGGCAAUGGCUUGCCACAUAUAUCACUUCAGAAGCUUUCCAAUGAAUAUGGUCCUUUAAUGUUUCUUAAACUUGGCUCAAUUCCGACUCUUGUUGUGUCUUCGGCGGAUAUGGCAAAACAGAUCCUCAAAACACAUGAUCUGGCGUUUUGCGACAGACGCAUGUUUUAUGCUCUCACAAAACUAUCUUAUGGUUGUUCUGAUAUUGCUUUUUCUCGUUAUAGUGAAUACUGGAGACAAGUCAGAAAGAUAGCAAUUUUGGAACUUUUAAGUGCCAAGAGGGUGCUGUCAUAUCGAGCAGUGAGAGAAGUUGAGGUUGCCUCUGCAAUUCAUUCCAUGCGUGCAUCUUCUGCUUGUUCAGUUCCUAUUAAUCUGAGCGAGGUUCUGGUUUGUCUUACGAACAACGUAACUUGUCGAGUUGCUUUUGGUAUGAAGUAUGAAGCUAAACAAAACAAUAAGGGUGAGAAUACGUUUUACACGAUGCUUCAAGAAACACAGAGCUUGCUUGCUGGAUUCAGUACUGCGGACUUGUUCCCGUGGAUGAGUUGGAUUCACAAGUUUGAUGGAUUAAACACAAGACUACAGAAGAACUUUAGGUGUAUGGACGAAUUCUUUGAUAAAGUAAUUGACGAACACAUCAACCAUGGUAAAUUGUCGAAAUCUGGCACAAAAGACUUUGUUGACGUUCUGCUUCGUGUUCAGCAAGAUACUAGCUACGGUAUCAACCUCACAAAAGACAAUAUUAAAGCCAUUAUCAUGGACACGUUCCUUGCUGGAACUGAUACUUCUGCGACAACACUGGUUUGGACUAUGACAGAGCUUAUUAGGAACCCAUCAGUCAUGAAGAGAGCACGAGAAGAGGUCAGAACAGAAACAGGAACUAAAGCUAUAGUGGAAGAAAGUGAUCUUGACAAACUAAGUUAUUUGAAAUUAGUAAUUAAGGAAGCAUUGAGACUGCAUCCUCCUGCACCAUUGUUAGUUCCCAGGGAAACCAGAGAGAAGUGCACCAUCGAAGGAUAUGACAUUCCAGUCAAAACAUGUGUUCUCAUUAAUGCAAAAGCAAUUUCGACGGACCCAAAAUAUUGGAAAGAACCAGAGGAAUUCCGACCUGAAAGAUUCUUAGACAAUAAUAUAGAGUAUAUGGGUCAAGACUUCCAAUUGAUACCAUUUGGGGGUGGCCGAAGAGGCUGUCCCGGUAUUAAUUUUUCCGCGGUGCUUGUUGAACUUGUUCUUGCAAAUUUACUGCAAUGUUUUGACUGGAAACUGCCUUCCGGGAUGAAAACUGAAGAAGUUGAUAUGAAUGGAACUUUUGGCCUUGCAGUGCAUAAGAAGAUUCCUCUCUGCCUUGCAGCUGAUAUCCGUAAAUGAUAAGCGCAAAACUGUUUCUAAAGAAAACCAUGAACCUUUUUACUUCUUUGCAUUUGUAGUUUUUCUGU
This is a messenger RNA of Papaver somniferum (opium poppy), 1589 nucleotides long. RefSeq names its product cytochrome P450 71A9-like. Gene Ontology annotation, molecular function: iron ion binding; oxidoreductase activity, acting on paired donors, with incorporation or reduction of molecular oxygen; monooxygenase activity. NCBI's taxonomy places the organism in Eukaryota, Viridiplantae, Streptophyta, Magnoliopsida, Ranunculales, Papaveraceae. The transcript has 2 exons. The record is from RefSeq and is a predicted model, not a curated record. Bases 1 to 1521 code for a protein of 506 amino acids.